This is a messenger RNA of Anopheles merus, 1445 nucleotides long. Its product is annotated as liprin-alpha-2-like. Gene Ontology annotation, cellular component: nucleus; transcription regulator complex. Lineage: Eukaryota; Metazoa; Arthropoda; Insecta; Diptera; Culicidae. Gene Ontology annotation, biological process: regulation of transcription by RNA polymerase II. The transcript has 7 exons. The record is from RefSeq and is a predicted model, not a curated record. Bases 191 to 1423 code for a protein of 410 amino acids.
CAAAACUGUGGACAGGGUUUGGCGAACAGCACUGAUCAAGGAAGUAUUGGUUGCGCGCUUCUAACGCGAAAACAAAGUGUAUCCAUAUGGAUUUCGAUGACGGUAUUGACUUAAAUCAUCAAACACAGAAAACCUAUUCUUUAAUAGUGACAAAAAAUUUUAGUUCAGCCCUCGUGUUCUCUGGCGUAAGAUGGAGCGAACGCGAAGGCCGAGAAAUCCGGUCCAGGAUCAGUACACGAUUUUACGCUUAAUAAACCAAGUAAAGCGACAUUCCUGCAUAUGGGACGAUUCUGAUUCCAACUAUCGCAAUUCAGUCGCAAGGACGGAGGCUUGGAAUGCUAUAGCCAAACAAACCGGGAUAUUCGUCCCUAUCCUUAUAAGAAAGUGGCGAAGCUUGACUUGUUCGUAUCGCAGAAUUAAAGCCGAACUGAUUAAAAAACAGGCACAACAUCCCGGUAAGGGCUUGAAAUCAUCCUGGUUCGCAUAUAAUGCGAUGGAGUUUUUGGAAAAUAUGCAAAGGGGCCACCGCAAAAGGGGAACGCUAAAAUAUUUACUUGCGGGAACAGCAGACCAUAGUAGCGCUUCAAAUGACAGCCAACUUGAUGACUUUAUCGAUCAGGAAGAGCACUUAGAAGAGAUGGAAGAAAUUUUUGAAAUUGAACCAGAAGCCCAAUCGCCGGCAACAGAUAUCGAGUGCAAUGAACUUGAUGCAGAGCUGAACGACAACAGUCCAGCCACGUGUUGGCUCCAGCCACAACCAGAUAAUGGAGACGAAUAUCAAGAAGAUAUUGAAUCAUCGUUUGAAAAACGUUAUCUUAACGAACAACGAAAAUCGGUUCUACUAUAUGAACUGAAUGAAAAGCUCGAGAAGGAUUUAGCUGAACAGAAAGCUAAGAUUGAGGUACAACGUUUGAAGAUAGAACGCUUAGAACAGAAAUUGAAAGAUACCGAACAAAAACUGGCAAGCUUCACAGAAAAACGACAAGAAGAUGACGACGAAAUAACCUCGACUGGAGGGGCAUAUCCCAAAACUGCAGAAGUUUCCGGUUUAUUAGGUUGUAGCGAAAGUGUAACAGUACCUGCCACUCUGUCCGUUUUAAGUUCUCCAAAUCGAUGCGUAGAAGAGCAAUCUGAUCCGUUGUCCAGCGCGCUAGGUCCAAAUCAAUUGAGUGGCACUGUUUACACUGGGAGAAGUAUGAAAGUUUCUCAAUUAAUUACAAACUCGUUGAAAAGAUUGCAAACUUCGGUUCAGCAACUGGCCAACAAAAAUACGCGCCGUUAUAGUGGUUUUGGAGAUUUUAUGGUCAGUGAACUGAAUGAGAUGGAUGAGGCGACAAGCUUAAGAUUGAUAAAUGAAAUGACUUCGUUGCUAAAAACGGCAUCGGAUGGUGUUGUCCGCAACAACAAAGACGUAAACGAAUAAAGAUGGCAUAACUAAAGUUUCA